This is a messenger RNA of Engraulis encrasicolus (European anchovy), 7148 nucleotides long. It is a transcript of the gene patj, whose product is annotated as PATJ crumbs cell polarity complex component. The coding region runs from base 444 to 6215 and encodes 1923 amino acids. The record is from RefSeq and is a predicted model, not a curated record. Gene Ontology annotation, molecular function: protein binding. Lineage: Eukaryota; Metazoa; Chordata; Actinopteri; Clupeiformes; Engraulidae. The transcript is spliced from 47 exons.
UGUAGCAACCUCCUCUUCCCUGGCUGGGUUUGUUUGACUUGUUUGCUUCGGUAUCGGCACCAACAUGGCUUCGUUCGCCUGAGUUAACUGCAUCUCGGGCUUGACCUCAUCUUUCACUUUUCACCUGUUGUAGCCUACUGGAGGAUGAGAAGUUCUCUAUCAUGCUAGUUUUGUCUGCAUAACGUAGUUCUCAUUAAGUAAAUUCUAGCCUUUUGUGCACUAGUCGGGCCAAUUUGCUAACAAGCUCAUCAUAGGCGAUCAUAUUGGUCGACAAUUUUAUAGCAUGGAAUUAUCCACACAGAGAGUUUUGUACUGCUGAGACAAUGCGCGUUCAGUGUUUGGAACGGCUUGCUGAUUCUCCGCCCUAACUUUCACCUCAAGUGUGUGGCGUCGCCCACUUCCUGUUCAAGUUAUAAAAGCAAGAUCCACGGAUUGCAGGGACAAUGCUUGACAAUGCUCCCACAGUUUCAUCUGUGGAGCGUCAGCAGGUGCUUCAAGCUCUCGAACGGCUGCAGUUGAAGCUCGUGCAGCAGGAAGAAUGGACUCACAACGAGAGACUCGGAGCCCUGAGAGAUGCUCUGCAAAGCCCACUGCUUGGACACAUCCUGACGUUGCAACACUCCAUCAAGCAGCUCAGAGACCAGUUGAAUCGAAUGCCCCCGGAUAACUGCAGCGAGUUCAGCUUCUCCCGUAAAGGCCAGCUCAUCUUCAGUGCCAGUUGCCCACCCAGCACUGCGAGCUCCGUCAGAUCCAAUGGCACCAGCUUGGCGUCCACAUCCACUCUGCCUGCUGCCAAACAACUGCAGGUGUGGAUACAGGCUGCUGCCAAGGGAAGGAAAACGGAGCAUGUUCGCCUACCAAAGCCGGCAUCAGGAGGCCUGGGUUUCAGCGUAGUCGGUUUGAGACCAGAGGGCAUAGGCAGCCACGGCGUGUUCAUCCGCCACAUCCAACCAGGAGGCGUCGCCGACCGAAGUGGCCAACUGAAGGAGAAUGAUCAAAUCCUGGCCAUCAGUGGGAUGCCACUGGACGAGAGUGUGACUCAGCAGCAGGCUCUCAGUCUCCUGCAGCAGCAGAGGGAGCAUGUGGAGCUCAUCGUGGCAAGGGACAAGGCCUCUCCAGCAGGACCCCAUACUACGGAGCAGUGGGGCCAUGUUGAGGAGAUUGAGCUGGUGAAUGAUGGCUCAGGGCUGGGCUUUGGCAUCGUGGGGGGCAAGGCCACUGGUGUGGUGGUGAGGACCCUGGUUCCUAACAGCAUUGCCCAUAAGGAUGGGCGUCUGCGUACCGGGGACCACAUCCUGCGCAUCGGGAGCACCUCCACGCAGGGGCUGGCCAGCGAUCAGGUGGUGCGAGUCUUGCAGGAGUGCGGCAGUCAUGUGCGCAUGCUCAUCGCCCGUGACCCCCUCAGGGCGUCUAGCCAGGCUCCGGCUCCUCCUCCUCCCCCCGCGCCACUCGCCGCACCUGUUGCAGCGCUGCCACCACCUGUGCCCGUCCGCAGGGCGAGCCGACUCAGCAGAGCGCCCAACUUGGAAGGCUAUGAGAUCCAUGAAGUGGCUUUGCAGAGAAGAGAAGGACAGAGUCUUGGAAUCUCCAUCAUAGGACACAAUGUCCUCAGCAGUGCAGAUGCUGUCGGUGUGUAUGUGAAGAACGUGGUUACAGGGAGUGCUGCAGAUCAGUGUGGCAAUAUCCGAGUCCAUGACAGAAUAAUUGCGCUCGAUGGGGUGAACCUGCAAGGAUUCACCAACAAUGAAGUCUUGGAGGUGAUGAAGAGGUCUGGUCAGACGGUGAGCCUCACAGUGGUGCGCAGGAUUGGUUCGCUCAUGUCCCCUGAGAAGUCACUGGACAAGGUCCAAAACGAGUCACAUCGGGUGUCGCUGAAAAGGUCAUCAGUGGUGAGAGCUGAUGUGCCCAAAACUUCCAUCAAGGAUUCUCUUGGUGCAAGCAACAUUGCCUCAGAGCCACAAGGACAAGGCACAAGUGACCUGCUGGAGUCAGAGCUGAGGCAAAAGUGGGAACAGGCGCUUGGGCCGCACUAUGAAGUUCUGGUGGCACAGAUGGACCCUCUUAUUGAGGAUGACUCAGAACUUCAGAAGUACUCAAAGCUGCAUCCAAUCCACACCAUGCGUUUGGGACUAGAGCUGGACUCGUUUGAUGGGCAUCACUACAUCUCCACCAUAAAUCCAGAGGGACCGCUGGCCAAUCACGGCCUGCUGAGGCAAGAGGAUGAACUGCUGGAGGUGAAUGGAGUUCAAUUGUAUGGGAAGAGUCGUCGUGAGGCAGUGGCGUUCCUGAGGGAGGUGCCUCCCCCCUUCACCCUGGUCUGCUGCCGACUGCUGAACGAGGAGGAGCCGGAGCAGCAGGAGUGGGCAGCGGAGGAGGUGGAGGACCAUCAGACCGCAGCAGCCCCACAGCAGGACUGGCAGGCAGAGGGGGUGGAGGGCGUCCAGCAGACCACAGCACCUCAGCAGGAGGACGCUGGCAUGUUGGCAUUGUCUUUAGUGGAGAGAGAGGAAACCUCGCCCGGCCCAGUGAUCACCAAUGAGGACAGUGACGACAGUGCUGCAUGUGUUGAGGAGGAAGAGGAAGAAGAGGAAGAGGAAGAUGGAGAGCUAGCACUCUGGGCCCUAGAGGUGCAGGUGGUGGAACUGGAAAAGGCAGAGCAAGGCCUGGGCUUCAGUAUCCUAGACUACCAGGAUCCUGUGGAUGCUGCACGCUCUGUCAUUGUGAUCCGCUCGUUAGUAGCAGGGGGCAUUGCUGAGCGAGAUGGAAGCAUUCUCCCGGGCGAUCAGCUGGUCUUUGUCAAUGAUGUUCACCUGGACUCCUGCUCCCUGGCCCAGGCUGUGGAGGUGCUAAAGGGCCUGUCUCCGGGAAAAGUCUACCUAGGGAUCCGUAAACCUCUGGUAGAUGAAAGCAAGAUGGGAGUGGAAGACUGGCAGCCCAAAAGAGGAGGUGGUGUAGAGGAACCUGAAGUGGAAUAUCCUGGAGUUCAAAGCAGUCAUUCAACUCAUGAGGACUUUGAGGAGCCUUCUGCCAUGCUGCCAGGUGAAGAGGAUGUUGAGGCAGAAGAGGACGAGGAACCAGAGCUGAUCUUGGAUGAUAUGCCCCGCUACGCCUCCCCCUUCACUGCCAACACUGAGCUUCCUCCCCACACUGCUGCCGAUGAGCAGCCCAGCUCAUACUACUGGUCCUCAGGUCCAACGCAGGGCAGGCCCUUCCUGGAGAGAGAGAUGGCUGUGGACGAGGAGGAAACCAUAGAGGAAGCGGCCGAAACCGCACGGAUGCACGAGUCUCCACCACCUAGUGACCUCAUCAGUCUCAGCCCUGUUCCCACUGGCUUAGAGGAACAGGUGAGUGUGAAGAUUAUUGAAUCAAAAGAAAAUGCUGCCGAGGUAGAGGAAAUGGCAACGUCUACAGAUCCACUCAGAGAGUCAUAUCCCGCUCCACCAAUAUUGUCCCGAGCAGAGACCAGUGACAUCUGGGCAGAGCUUACUUCAUCAGAUGAUGGAGGAGUUGGACUUGACAAUGACUCUCAGUGGCCCUCUACUGCUGAGAAAAAGAGGAGUAGUCAGUCUGCCACUCUUCCCCCAAGAGCAGAUCAAAGUUACUUACCCCAAAGAGAAGAGGGGGAGGGGGAGGAAACUCCUGGAUUCAGCCACUGGGGCCCUCCACACAGGGUGGAUGUUUGGCAGGAGCCAGAUGAGCCUCUUGGCAUCAGCAUAGUGGGUGGACGCACCUUGAUCAAACGACUACGCAACGGGGAAGAGCUGAAGGGAAUCUUCAUCAAGCAGGUCCUUCCAGAGAGCCCUGCCGGACGCACCGGUGCACUGAAGACUGGAGACAAGAUACUGCAGGUUUCUGGAGUGGAUCUUCAGAAUGCCAGCCACGAGGAGGCUGUGGAGGCAAUCAAGGCUGCUGCACGCCCAGUGGUCUUCAUCGUCCAGAGCUUGUCUACAACACCUCGGCCCAUCUCUGUGACGGCACCCAGCUACAGCAAACACAAAGCUAAGAGGAAUGUGUCCACUCCACCUCUUAUGAGUGCAGGCGCAGCAGCCAUCCCUCCUCCCAUGCGUCUCCCUCCCCCAUACCGCCCUCCCAGUCAGCUGUCAGAAGAACCUCUUGACCUACACACAGGCCUGGAGCAAGAUCAAGAGGCAAUCAGGCAGAGGUACGGGGAGCUGCCGGGGGAGCUGGUCCAGGUGGAGCUGGAGAAGGAUCGGCUGGGGCUCGGCCUGAGUCUGGCUGGGAAUCGCGACAGGAACCAGAUGAGCAUCUUUGUGGUGGGCAUCACAGCAGGAGGCCCCGCCUAUCGAGACGGACGCAUCCAAGUAGGAGAUGAGCUGCUGGAGAUCAACAGCCAGGUUUUAUAUGGUAGAAGUCACCAGAAUGCUUCAGCCAUUAUAAAAACCGCAUCACUGAAGGUCAACAUUCUCCUCAUCAGGAAUAAAGAUGCCAUUAGUCAUAUGGCCGUCCCCGCAUUUGCCACUGCACCUCCCCUGAUUUUCAGCAAUGAGGAACUGGUGUCUACCGUUAAUAGCCAACCUGGACCUCAGGAGGGGGUUGGGAAGAACUUGGAGAAGGAGUCGUCAAAUCUCAUAUCAUCAGAUACAGGGAAAGACAUUUCUGAGGAUGUGCCCACAAAAACAAAGUUGAACCUCACACUUAAAGAGAAGGCUAAAGAGGUCCCUGAUGAGGUGCCCACCAAGACUUCAUUGAAACAGACUGAGCGUCUGCCCAGUAGCCCUGCGCCCACUGCUGAGCUGCCUGUGGAGAGUGAGGAGGAGGAGCCACCCACUCUAGUAUCAGCAGCCUCCCCUGCAUGCACCACUCCAGACAUCCAUCACAAUGACAAAGACCCUGCUACAUGCCCCAUCCUACCAGGACAGGACACUGUCAUUGAGAUCUCUAAGGGGCGCUCUGGACUCGGCCUCAGUAUCGUUGGCGGCAAAGAUACACAGCUGGACGCGAUCAUAAUCCAUGAAGUGUAUGAGGAGGGAGCAGCAGGAAGGGAUGGCCGUCUAUGGGCUGGGGACCAAAUAUUACAGGUGAAUGGGCUGGAUUUGCGGGGGGUGACCCAUGAGGAGGCCAUCACGGCCCUGCGUCACACUCCGGCCAAAGUGCAGCUGCUGGUGCUGCGGGACGAGGCGCGCUACCAGGACAAGGAGAGCCUGGACAUCUUCACAGUAGAGCUCCUGAAGAAGGCUGGACGCGGCCUAGGACUCAGUAUUGUGGGCAAGAGAAACGGCACUGGUGUGUUCAUCUCAGACAUAGUUCGGGGAGGAGCUGCUGACGUCGACGGCCGUUUGAUGCAAGGGGAUCAGAUCCUGGCUGUGGAUGGAGAAGACAUGAAACAGGCGUCCCAAGAGACUGUUGCGGCUACCCUCAAAUGUGCCAGGGGAAGGGUGGUGUUGGAGCUUGGCCGACUGAAAGCAGCUUCUAUGGUGUCCUACCGGCAGAGCACUAAAGGAAGCCAGAUAAAACCAAAUACAACAGGCAGCAGUGGCACCUAUGCCUCUCUAGCAGCACAUCCCACCCCAAACCCCCACGAGUCUGCCAGUGACAUGUCCUCCAAGAGCUCAGGACCUGAAUCAGGCCUUCGUACAGUGGAGCUAAAACGAGGCCCCAAUGAUACUCUGGGCAUCAGCAUCGCAGGAGGGAAGGGCAGCCCCCUGGGGGACAUCCCCAUCUUUGUAGCUAUGAUCCAGGCCAACGGGGUGGCAGCUAAGACUCACCAGCUCAAGGUUGGUGACCGUAUUGUACACAUCAACUCCCAGUCUCUGGAUGGCCUUUCCCAUGCAGAGGUGGUGAACAUGCUGAAGAAUGCCUAUGGAGAUAUCACCUUACAGGUAGUAGCAGACACCAACAUCAGUGCCAUUGCUAGUCAGGUGGAGAACAUGUCCAACAGCGUCAGCACCGUGACUAGUCUGGAGGCUGUAAGCGCAGAACCUGAGACUCAAAAGCCGAAGAGCAUUACACUAGAGAGGGGGGCUGAAGGCUUGGGCUUCAGUAUUGUCGGGGGCUUUGGUAGUCCCCAUGGGGACCUGCCCAUCUAUGUCAAAACUGUCUUCAGCAAGGGAGCAGCUGCAGUGGACGGACGUCUAAAACGCGGUGACCAGAUCCUGUCCGUCAGUGGAGAGUCGCUAGAGGGGGUGACCCACGAGCAGGCCGUGGCCAUCCUGAAGAAACAGAGAGGGACGGUCACCCUAGCUGUCCUAUCUUGACUUCAGAGAGGGACGGUCACCCUAGCUGUCCUAUCUUGACUUCAGAGAGGGACGGUCACCCUAGCUGUCCUAUCUUGACUUUAGAGAGGGAUGGUCACCCUAGCUGUCCUUUCUUGACUUCUAGCAGCAUCUCCACCUGUGUGUCUGUGAAGGUUCUCCUACACCCUGCAGGGUCAUGUUUUAUCCAAGGAGUUGAGCUGUGAGCAGCUGGUCUUCUUUGAGCUCGAAAGACGUUUCGCUCCUCAUUCACCUGUAUCCAGCGAUACCAAGAUAUACAGUAUAUGGCACAGACUACAACAGUUAUCCUCAUCCCACAAUGGAUCUCAUGGAGACUUUUGGAUCGAAUGUGUCUAGAAUUGCUUGCCCAACUUUAAGCCCUUUAAUAUAUGUGUGACAUUUACUGAGUGAUCUUGCAAAGACCAGCGUCACGCCCUGGCUGCAGGAAAGAGGGGAGCAACACAAAUCCAUUCAGAUAAACAGCAGUGAGAAUUCGCCCUUCUAUUCCUUUGAAUGAUGAUAUCAUGAUAAAUAGAAACAUGCACCAUCUAUGCAAGAGAUGAAUGACUAAGCAUAGCAAAUAUAAUGUCUGUAAAGGCACCUACUGGUAAUUGUUGUUGUUAGAUUAUCUGUUUUUCUUUGUUUGUUUUGUUUGUUUGUUUGUUUGUUUUCUAUACCACUGCCUUCCUCUCAUGACGCAUUAGCUGAGCACAAAUGAUCAGAAUGGCUACUGCACACAGACAUUCCAUUUUUAAUUAACGACAUGCAGUACUUAGAGUUUGUAAUAAUUGUUACUGCUACUGUAGUCAUCACUUGUUUUUAUUAAGUGAGUGCUGAUGAAUAACAAUACGAAGCAAAUGUCUUGUCUUCAGAAAAGCCUGUACAAUUCACCUCACCAUACAAAGCAAAAACAAUAAAUCAAGUGCUGCCACCUUC